CGUCUCAGCGGGUCCCUCUUGUUUUUGAACACGUUGACGCGGAAGCGCUCAAUACGAAAUUGUUGACAUGAAAAACGUGUGAAAUGCGAGUUAUGUUGCCUGUUUUUCUGCUGUUUCUUGUUUGGUAUCAGUAGUUUAGUUGAUUAGACAGAAUAUUUAGAACAACCAGGGGCGGGAGAGUUUAUGAAUGGGAGUUUAAAAGCGUAGUAAAGUUAGCAAACGAGCUAACCUGCUUUAGCUUCAUUCAGCAGCAUGGCACUGAUGAAUAAAGAUUCGGCAGUUCUUCAGGGGGCUUUCCUCCUGGCUGAUAAACUGUGUCUCCCCUCGUCCCUGUCCUCCCUUCAGAAGGCUGACUGGAUCAGGGUGGGACACCCGGUGCUGGAGGCAGUCAGAGAACUCUGCGGACAAGAUGAACUCAGUGGUCGUUUGCCUGCAUCGGCUGUCAGCUGGAUAAAGAAAUUAGUCUGUGCCGUGUGGCUGAAGGCGUUGUCCAGGGAGACCGGAGAGGACGUGGAGACGGCCUGGAGGGAGAACCCUUUCUUCCCCCUCCAGAACGGCCUCCCUGACCUCAACCGCGUUGUCCUGCUGGAGGUGGUGAAGUCGAUGGCAGCUGCUCAGAUAUUUGCCCGUUUCCUCUCGUCUCUUCCUCGAUCUCAGAUCUGUACCGAGCUUGAAAUGCUAGUGCAACACGUGAGGAGCAGCCCCACUACAGAGGAUGAUGUUCGACUCUUUCUGGACGUGUGGUGGGAGCUGUGGAAAGGUAGAGAUGAGCAGAAGGCCGGAGGAGAGGACAGCAUAGAGACGAUGUUCACCAGACAAUUUUCUCGUCUCUCGUCUGAGUCCAGUGUGUCCCCUCAGGCUGCAAAGAGGUUAAAGCUAGAAGAUCUAAAAGAAUCACAGCCGACCGCUGAUGUCUUGCACGUUCUCCUUCAUGCACUUAAAGAGCUCAAAGAUCACAUCUCUACAACAGACCUCUGCCUCCAGGCCCUCUCCAUCUCUCUCGAUGCUCUCUACACAGCCUUCCUAAUAAACCAACCAGUCGUACUUCCCACCAAAGAGAAGAUGCACAUCCUGUCUAAAGUCGUCGGCGUCAGAGAGAAGAACGAUGAGAAACUGAGCCCUGAACUUAUCCAGGAGGCUCAGAGAGACCUACGAGCGUCUCACACUCCGUCUCAGUUUCAACCCAGCGGGAUGAAGCUCGCUGAAGCGUUGAAGAUUAUAACAGAACUUGUUCGGUUUUGGCAAAACAGUGAUCUCCUGAAAGUGAGUGACGGCUCUAAACCAAGCUACUCAGCAUUUAAGCUGGAGCAGAGUGUCCAGAGAGUCCUGGCAGCUCUACAGAAAACAGAAGUGACCGAAACUAUGACUGAAAUAGAUGAUGAAGACGCUGAGAAGAACGUUCUCAGAGGUCUGCUGGAGUCACUUGUUUUCCCGGCCACAGAGAGCACCGUCGAGGUGAACAUGAGGGUCACCGCGAUCAUCAUCAACCACCGCCUGGAGGACUACCAGAGCUUUGCGGUUCUGUUCGCCAGUGAGAAGAGUUGGUCCUCCCACGGCGCCCUCUGGACCGACUGCCUGGAGAAGAACCAGGCGGCCUUCCAGCAGCUCGACGCUCUGAUCCAACUGACCUCCGCCCUCGUGAGUAAACUCCACAACGAGAGCACCGACGUGAGCCAGAGCAGGAAGCUGAUGAAGGUCGUUGCGGACAUCUUCUCUGCGCUUUCCUUAAAGGACAAGAACAGAGCGCUGGCGGCCAUGUUGGGACUCUCCAGCAGGGGGUUCUUCGGUCACUCCGUCCCCUCUGUUGUGACUGAGGGGUUUGAGAAGGAGCUCAACAUGGCCUUCAACUGCAUCAUCCAAGGAGGCGGAGCAGCGGCGGCGACGCAGGCCAAUCUGAACACAGCCGUCUCUUUAGUGGCCAGGGUUGCGUUUCAGAACCCAGAAGCCACUUUGAGGUCUUGUUGUCAUUCAGCUAUUUUCAACAAAGGCGCUUUCUCUCUUAUGGCGAAGAUCCUGCAGCAGCUGCCUGGACUCAAAGGUGACGGGGGAAUAAAAGAUGAAGCUCGGAGCGAUGAAGAGGAGAGUAUGGAUGAAGGGAAGGAUGCUCCGAGUGGCAACGCUCUGCUCUGCAGGUGUCUGCAGGAGACGAUCAGGAGCAAAUCGCUCUCGGCCAAUGAGAAGGAGCAGCUCCUGAAGUACCUGGACCUGCUGAUGACGCCGGUGGUGACGGUGGAGGGAGAAAAAGAAGGGAGGCAAAGCUUUCUGACUCCUCAGGAGGUCGUGAACGUCUUCGUCCUGCCAAACAUCUCCACUAUGGGUCAAAGCUCCUUUGACGUAGAACUGAGUCUACAACUCCUCCACACUGCGUUGUCCGUGGACGUCCAGGAUGCAGCCUCGUCUCCUCACUGGGUGCUGGACUGCUCUCCCUUCCCCCUCCUCUAUGUCCUGGCUCAGCUGCAGAACCAGACUCUCAGGUGUUGGGAGCAGCCAGCAGAGGGCGCUGUCCCCCACUGGUCCAUGGACACCAGGGAGCUGCUGGUGUCGGUGCUGACCACACUGGGGCAGGUUGUGGGUGCCGAGGUGGCGGCGGCACCGAGCCGCUGGUCCAGAGCUCUGUUCUGGCUCUACAACAAAACGGGGGAGCUGGACUGGACGGUCCGCUUCCACCUGAAGCCCGUUUGGGGAGAACACUUUAAGAACGAGGUUCCUUCGUCUCUGCUGGCUGUUUGUGAUCUACCUGAGCAGGACUGGUUGGGCUCAGACCUGCCCCAGUAUGGACCGGGUACCGGCCUGUUAGCCUGGAUGGAGUGCUGCUCAGCGUCCGACUCUUUACGCUCCACCAUGUUGUCCCGUCUCUCCCUGGACCAGCGCCGGCCGGACCACGUGGGCAUGUUCAGCAAAGGCCUGCUGGUGGCCCUGACCCAGACCUUACCCUGGUGCUCCGUCUCCCAGUGGACCCGGCUGCUGGGAGUCCUGAGGGAGCUCAUCGCCUCGGGUCGCCUCCACGUUCCCUUCUCUCUGGAGUACGUGGACUAUCUGCCCCUGCUGGAUCUGAGGGGUUUCUCAGGCGUGCUCCGGCUGUCCGUCCUCCUGCUCCGGGUCCUCCAGCUGCUCUGCGGCUCCAGCUGCUCCGAUUGGCUGCCGGCCGACGGCUGGGCUCACGUCAGCAGGCUGUACGCCCACGCCGUGAGGGAGAUGAUGAACUCGGUGAGAGACAAGCUGCCUCUUCCUUCAUCGGGAGCUUUGAAUGUCACUGCGUCAACGCCUCCUAAAACAACAGCGUCCAGAGACUCUGAUGCUUCAAUCAAAGACCUUCAACAAGCAGGAGCUUCUCCUCUGAAAUCUAAGGAGUCCCUCAUGGAGGAGGAGGCGGAGACGGUCCCUUCCCAAGAAGUCCUUUUUGUUCUCAGCCAGCUCUUCUGCCACGUUCAGCACAUCCAGGUGAUGAUGCCAGGAGGUCAGUCUGAGCCGUUGUUCCUCUCCAGUCUGGAGAUCCUCAGCCACUACGAGGCCGUCAUGGCCGCCUUCCCGCUCAGCAGCAGCCCGCUGGAGAGCGACAACACCCGCCACUUCUUCUCCACCAUCACGGACAACCUGCAGAACCAGGAGAUGAAGGCCGUGCUGCGGCAGAAGAUCGCUCAGCUCGUGUCGUCGGAAGCUUGAAGCGUGGCUUUAAUGCACGACCUCACGGAGGAAAGAUUAAAUAAAAUGUUUCCAACAGUCCUUGAGGAAAAUAUAACCAAGGCUGUAUUCCACUUAAGAUUUAAGUUUCUCAAAUGCUUCCUUUUUUUUUUUUUGAGCAUGUUUGCUGAUAAAGCAAAGUUAUAAUUUCAAACACUGCACUUAAGAAGUUACUGCAAAGUGAUGGAUUUGGAAUCUGAGUGAAUAAAAAGCCGAUAUGUCAC
Anoplopoma fimbria (sablefish) is the source of this 3905-nucleotide messenger RNA. It is a transcript of the gene gemin4, whose product is annotated as gem (nuclear organelle) associated protein 4. Gene Ontology annotation, biological process: rRNA processing; spliceosomal snRNP assembly. Bases 253 to 3663 code for a protein of 1136 amino acids. Gene Ontology annotation, cellular component: SMN complex. The transcript has 6 exons. The record is from RefSeq and is a predicted model, not a curated record. Lineage: Eukaryota; Metazoa; Chordata; Actinopteri; Perciformes; Anoplopomatidae.